CGAAAAACUUUCACUGUAAAAUGGUGAAAAAGUAGAGAGAGAGAAUAAAGCACAGAAAAAAGUGUGGGAUUUGUCCUCCGCCGCCACCUCUCGUGCACAAUGGCCGCCAUUUGCUGCUCUCAGUUGAACCUCACCACCGCCGCCGCCACCACCACCACCACCACCUUUGUAUCAUCACCAAAAUCUCACACCAACUUGAGAUUCAACCCAUCGACUUUCGCACUACCAUCGUCGUCCUCUUAUUCCAAAUCCGCUGCCGCCGCCGCCGCCGAGCCCCAACCACUCUUCUCCUCCGUCAGAACCUUCGCCCCCGCCACCGUAGCCAAUCUCGGACCAGGCUUCGACUUCCUCGGCUGCGCCGUCGACGGCAUCGGCGACUACGUCAACCUCCAAAUCGACCCCAACGUCCACCCCGGCGAGAUCUCCAUCUCCCACAUCUCCGGCGCCGGCUCCAAGCUCAGCAAAAACCCCCUCUGGAACUGCGCCGGCAUCGCCGCCAUCGCCGUCAUGAAGAUGCUCAGUAUCCGAUCCGUCGGCCUCUCCCUCUCCCUCGAGAAAGGCCUCCCCCUCGGCAGCGGCCUCGGCUCCAGCGCCGCCAGCGCCGCCGCCGCCGCCGUCGCCGUCAACGAGCUCUUCGGAUCCCCCCUCUCCAAAUCCGAUCUCGUCAUCGCCGGCCUGGAGUCGGAGUCCAAGGUCUCCGGCUACCACGCCGACAAUAUAGCCCCAUCUAUAAUGGGAGGCUUCAUCCUGAUCCGCAGCUACGAUCCUCUCGAACUAAUGCCGCUCAAAUUCCCCUCCGAAAACAACCUCUUCUUCGUUCUCGUAAACCCGGAAUUCGAAGCCCCGACCAAGAAAAUGAGGGCGGCGCUCCCGACCGAAAUCACAAUGUCGCACCACGUCUGGAAUUCCAGCCAAGCGGGAGCUCUAGUUGCGUCCGUUUUGCAAGGCGACCUCAUCGGGUUCGGAAAAGCCCUCUCGUCCGAUAAGAUAGUGGAGCCGAGGCGGGCCCCACUGAUUCCGGGCAUGGAUGCCGUCAAGAAGGCGGCGAUCGCAGCUGGGGCGUUCGGGUGCACCAUUAGUGGGGCGGGCCCCACCGCAGUGGCGGUGACCGACAGUGAGGAGAAGGGGAGGGUAAUCGGUGAGAGAAUGGUGGAGGCGUUUAUGAAGGAAGGGAAUUUGAAGGCGUUGACCAUGGUCAAACAGCUCGAUAGAGUCGGAGCUCGUCUAGUCAGCAGCGUCCCCAUAUGAGAUAACGAUCCCUUGGUUCGAAUUUUUUUUUUGUCUCGAUUUUUCUUGCACUGGCAUUCAUUUAAGAAUUAUUUGCAUUAAUAAUGGUGGAAAGUAGUUAUUUGCAUUGGUUUUUAGCGGAUAAUUAGCAUUUGCAUUUGCAUUUGCAUUUGCAUUUGCAUUCGCAUUAGCGUACGUAAUUGUAGUUAAUGUAAGCGUGUUAUGUCUUUUCUCGGUCGAAAGCUAUAAAAGCUAUGCCUAAAUAUUGGUCUGGGAUAUAUUCCGUAAAUCGUGUGUUAAUCAUAUUGUAUUUUGCACGGCAAUACAGUAGGAUGAACCAACAAAUGGCAUACGAUUAUCGGAGACACGAUUCUUCAGUAACUGCACUUUGUUUGAAUUUUAUUCUCGAUUUUCUUGCACC
Erythranthe guttata (spotted monkey flower) is the source of this 1648-nucleotide messenger RNA. RefSeq names its product homoserine kinase (gene HSK). Lineage: Eukaryota; Viridiplantae; Streptophyta; Magnoliopsida; Lamiales; Phrymaceae. Gene Ontology annotation, biological process: L-threonine metabolic process. Gene Ontology annotation, molecular function: homoserine kinase activity; ATP binding. The record is from RefSeq and is a predicted model, not a curated record.